AGAGUCGUCGUCAUAAAGGCAGCCAUGGAAGCAGAAGAGGGGGAGGAAUGGGAGAAACGGAUGGAGAUAGAAGAGAACAUGAGGAUGUCCACAAUCGGUUCUUAUGGAGGCAAAGUCAGAAAUCUGUUGGUAGUAUGUGCCUCAUCAUCAUCAUCAUCAUCAGCAGCAGCAGCAGCAGCAGCAGCAGCUUUGUCAAAGGAGGAAGAUGUACAAACGGAAGCAGAAGCGGAAGCUGCGGAGGAAGAAAUAAUGCUUCUAUGGGGGAUUCAGCAGCCUACAUUCUCCAAACCUAACGCCUUCGUCUCCCAAUCCUCUCUUCAACUCUCUCUUGAUGCUUGCGGCCGCUCCUUAUCCAUUCUCCAAUCCCCAUCUUCCUUGGGGACCCCUGGAGUAACUGGAGCAGUACUUUGGGAUAGUGGUGUUGUACUGGGGAAGUUUCUGGAGCACUCUGUGGACUCGGGGAUGAUUCAUCUUCAAGGAAAGAAAGUUGUUGAACUGGGUUCUGGUUGUGGAUUUGUCGGCUGUGUUGCAGCUCUUUUGGGUGGUGAAGUUGUCCUUACUGAUCUACCAGAUAGGCUUAGGCUACUUAAAAAGAACGUUGAGCAUAAUCUGUAUGGAGAAAUUAGAGGCAGUGCUAAUGUGCAUGAGUUCAUAUGGGGAGACAACUACUCUAACCCGGAAAUUACUGAUCCACUUCCUGACUAUGUGAUUGGAUCAGAUGUCAUUUACAGUGAAGGAGCGGUGACAGAAUUAUUGGAGACACUUCUAGAACUUAGUGGGCCAAAGACAACAAUUAUUUUGGCUGGAGAACUUCGAAAUGAUGCUAUCCUGCAAUAUUUUCUAGAAUUGGCGUUGAAGGAUUUCAUCAUUGGGCGUGUGGAUCAAACUGAUUGUCAUCCUGAUUAUCGCAGCCAAAGAGUCGUCAUAUAUGUCCUAGCAAAGAAGUAGUAGUAUAUGUCCUAGCCAUGGAUGGAAGGAAGGAACAAGAAUAUGAUGAGGUUAAGAAUGCAUACUACUGCUACUAUUUAGAGUUUAAUUAAAGGAUUCUUUGUUUGUUAAUUACCUUAUUUAGACACAUUUUUUUGUCACUUGACUUACCCUAGUAAGUUGUGUCAAGUUCAAAUUGUUUUUAUUAUAAUUUUGUACACAUA
Messenger RNA from Impatiens glandulifera, 1151 nucleotides. Its product is annotated as protein N-lysine methyltransferase METTL21A. The coding region runs from base 25 to 948 and encodes 307 amino acids. Lineage: Eukaryota; Viridiplantae; Streptophyta; Magnoliopsida; Ericales; Balsaminaceae. The record is from RefSeq and is a predicted model, not a curated record. The transcript has 4 exons.